Closterium sp. Naga37s-1 is the source of this 1740-nucleotide messenger RNA. The record is from the annotation of a GenBank genome assembly. NCBI's taxonomy places the organism in Eukaryota, Viridiplantae, Streptophyta, Zygnematophyceae, Desmidiales, Closteriaceae.
AUGGACCUGGGCACGAUUACCGCGAAAAUCAAGGCGUCGGGUUACCAGCAUCCAGACGAACUGUACAGCGACGUGCAGCUGGUUUGGUCGAACGCAAUGCGGUAUAACGGGGAAGGCAGUGACGUGUACAUCAUGACGUUGGAACUGAAGGGCCUGUUCGAGCAAGGGUACAGGAAGAUCCGACUCAAGGUGGAGGAAGAUGCCGCGAAACGCAGGCAGGAGGACGAGGAGCUGAUGGUUGUAGAGGACGUUAAGGGGGCUAAGGCAACGAGGGAGAUGAGUGAUGGCCGUGAGAAGCCGGAGGUUCAAGAGCUGGAGAAGCGGCUGCAGAAGCUAGAGUCGCAGAUGCAGGCCGGUGGGAAGGUGACGAGCCAAGCAGUGGCGCAGGUUCAGGCGAAGGGAAAGCUUCCCCUGAGGGACAUGACGUUUGCGGAGAAGCAGAAGCUGAGUGUCAACCUGGGGAAGCUUCCUCCGGAAAAUCUGGAUCGGAUUGUGCAGAUCAUUUCGGAGCGCAACCCGGAUUUGAGUCAGAACGCGGACGAGAUCGAGCUUGACAUUGACUCGCUGGACAGCGAGACGCUGUGGGAGCUAGAGAGAUAUGUGGCCAACUGCAUGAAGAGCAAGAGCAAGCGGAAGCGGGCUCUGCUGCAGCAGAAGCAAUCGGUGCCUUCGUCCAAGGUUCCUGACGCUCUUCCAGCUUCACAACAGGAGCUCAAAGAAGGCGAGGACAGUGUUGACAUUGUGGAGGAAGGUUCCGGUCUUAUCCAUGGGGCUGCUGCUGUCACCUCUGCUGCAGACUCGGGGGCAGCCAAGCUGCCUGCCGGGAAUGGAGUGGGAGGGAAGGCCAGUCCAGGCACCUCGGGAUCAUCCAGUUCGAGCGAUGGUAGCUCGUCUAGUGAUAGUGACUCAGACAGCGGCACAUCCGCCAGCGAGUCUGAUCAGGAAGAUCGGCGCUCCAAGGGAACACCUUCUGAGCCUGCCCGUGGGAAGCAGACUCAGAGCAAGGAUAGUGCGAAGGCCAGUGAUAAACGCUCCUCGCCUAAUGCUGGGGGUGACAGUGUUGCUCCAAGUGAAGGGGUGAAGAUGGAGGUUGAUGUGAAGCAAGAUGAAAAGCCAAAGGAGGUGAAGCCAUCUUUCAAAGGUGAUGAUGAGGCGGCUGUAAAAGCAGCCCUUCUUCGGGGGAAGUACGCUGACAUAAUUUUGAACGCCCAGAAGAAAGCAACGGAGACUCAAAGUGUGGAUCAAAAGCAGCUAGAAGAAAUUGAGAGAAAGCACAGAGAAGAGCGAGCUCGUUUGGAAGCUGAAGCCAGGGCAGCACAGGAGACUCGCAGGCGGAAAGAAGCAGAGGCGACUAUUGAAGCCCGGAAGAAGCUGGAGGAGCAGAGGGAAGCAAUGCGUCGUGCUCUGCAAGGGUGUAUUCAUCCGUUGUUCCGGGCUCUGUCCAAUGCUGUGUUGCAUGGCAAGCAGAUGGCAAAGUCCGUGGAGUUGGACGAGAGCCAUGCCAUCAUGAAGGACAUGCACCUUCUGAGUGCUCCUGCUGAGCACAUCAGCAUUGGUCCAGACCGCUCCACCGAAUUGCUGUUUGGUGGUGAAGGUGCAAGAGUCUCAGGUCCUCAACAGGGAAUGAACGUGCUAGAGCAUUUAGGGCUAUCACUAAGAGAUGAAUCAGAUGGAGAAGAGAGUGAAGAUGAAAUGGAGGCAGACAGAAGCAAGGAAGAAGUGGAAGAUGGGGAAAUCUGA